Messenger RNA from Drosophila albomicans, 7234 nucleotides. RefSeq names its product DNA polymerase zeta catalytic subunit (gene DNApol-zeta). The transcript has 14 exons. Lineage: Eukaryota; Metazoa; Arthropoda; Insecta; Diptera; Drosophilidae. The coding region runs from base 102 to 6614 and encodes 2170 amino acids. Gene Ontology annotation, cellular component: nucleus; zeta DNA polymerase complex. The record is from RefSeq and is a predicted model, not a curated record. Gene Ontology annotation, molecular function: DNA binding; nucleotide binding; DNA-directed DNA polymerase activity. Gene Ontology annotation, biological process: double-strand break repair via homologous recombination; translesion synthesis.
CAGCCGCAAAAGUAAACAAAAUUGCUCUGCAGUCAAUUCAAAGCUAAAUCAUUAAUUUAAAGUAAUAUUAAGCAAUUUAUGUGGCUUAACAAUAAAACAAAAUGUCGACCAUCGACGGCAUUUACUCGCUGCGUCUCGUCAUUGCCGACUUUUACAUGGAGAAGCCAAUAUUCGGAUUGGAUCCAUGUUACUCCGAGUUGCGCGGCAAAGAAAUCAAACGAGUGCCCAUUGUGCGUAUCUUUGGCGCUAAUGCCAAUGGUCAGAAGAGCUGCAUGCAUGUCCAUGGCGUAUUUCCAUACUUUUAUAUACCCUACGAUAAGCGAGACUUUGAGACGCUGGAACGCGGCAUUCUCCAGAUAGCGAUGCAUCUGGACAAGGCGUUGAAUAUAUCACUGGGUCAGGGCAGCUCCGAUGCACAGCAUGUGUUCAAAAUACAGCUGGUGAAGGGAAUUCCCUUUUAUGGCUAUCAUCGUGUGGAGCAUCAGUUCUUGAAGAUCUACAUGUUCAAUCCACGCUUUGUGCGUCGUGCUGCGAAUCUGCUGCAAAGCGGCGCCAUACUCAACAAGAACUUCAAUCCCCACGAAUCACAUGUACCUUAUAUAUUGCAAUUUAUGAUCGACUUCAAUCUGUAUGGCAUGAGUUAUUUGCAUGUGCCUCUCGAGGUGGUUAAGUUCCGACGCAGCAAUGAGGAUGAAGUGUUGCCCUAUGCAAAUGUAAAUCCGCAGCAGCUGUUGGACUUGAGCAGUGCGAGAAAAGUGAGCUGCAGUACCUUGGAACUGGACAUUAGCUCGAAUUUCAUACUCAACCGCUUUCAGUUGGCGGCCAAAUCGAAUGCCACGCACACGAAUCCCGGCAUUGAGGCUAUUUGGCACGAUGAGCAAGUGCGUCGCCAGAAAUUAGCACAAAGUUUUGGCGCUGAUGAACAAAAAGUCAAAGCGAUACCCAUUUUGGAGGUGCCGCCCACACAAGAGCGUCCUAACAUUGAGCUAGCGGAAAGCGAUGUUUUCUAUCGCACCGCCUUGGAGAGCAAGUUGUCGUCCUUGGAGCAAACAUUGAGCGUGGAUCAAACACUCAUGGAACAGAGUCAAGUGAGCGCUACUCAUGUGACGCUGCAGACAAGCGUCAAGGAGCAACGUCGCACCUUCAAUCUGCAAAAGUUGCUGGUCAACUUGGUGUAUCCUGAGGAAUGUUCACAGGAGGCGCAGCAGCAGCUGGUAAAUGCUUCAUUCAUACAGAAUCAUUUGUCGGGAAGCGGAAGUGGUCAGAGUUUUGUGCAGCUGGCGGAGCAAAGAGAAGACUCUGACUAUUUGAAUGAUACGCUGGUGGAUGAGCAGCUCCAGUUGCUGCAGUCGCAGGGACCAAUGGCGCAUGAUGCCACCUUACGCGAGGAGGACUUGGAGUUGCUGGAUGUGCUGCAGCAGCUGGAAGAGCUGAAUGAGAAUGAAUCGCAAAUCGAUUUGGACAGUUCGCUGGCGCCGCUUUCGCAGCAGCACAAAAACUUUGAGCUCACUCCUGAGCUGCUGGACAAGCAGACGGCAGCCGAAGCCGCCAAGCAACCGUUGUCGGAGCACGAAGACGACAGCUCAGAUGAAGAGACGGCUGCUGGUAAUAUGCAUGACUUUUCGGUGGCUUUAGAUGACAUCGAUGAGUUGCUGCUGAAGCUAACGCAGAGUCAACCCAAAUCCGACGCCGAUAAGUCUGUUAAAAUGCCACAAGUCGAUGGCGCUGAUGAUCAACUGCCGCGUACGCCCAAGAAGGCCAAAACGCAGCGGAGUCCGCCACGCACGCCCACAACGCCCAAGAGUCGCAUCAGCAGGCAACAACCGCGCACUCCCAAGUCCAGUGCGGCCAAGAAGUAUGCUCCUUUGCCUCUGACCAUAGUCAGCAAAUCGGCGCAAAAGAGCUCAACGGAGUCACCUGUUAUGCCCAUUCAGCUCAGCCAGCAGCUGGACACAGUUAAAAGUAAUCCAGCGCUGACGUUGCGCAAAAAGCUGGCCAUGACGGAACUACGUCGCAAAACUAUAUCGGCGCCGCCAGAGGCUCUAAAGGAAUCGACACGAGCAGCAGUAACAAAGGAACAAACACCACUUCGUCGCAGUUUGCGAAAUCGAGCUCAGGACUUGGAUAAAACACACAUCGUUUGCUCGCUAACGCCGCGUCAAAAGAAUCCUAAAAUGUCUGAAAUUUUUAUGGAGACAAAAGAAACCUCAGCGAGUUCAGAAGAAGAAAAAAAGCCACGCCGAAGUACUCGCAACUGCAGCAAACAGGAAGCAAAGGAAGUUCCAUCUACAAGCAAAAAGGCUGUGAAGUCAAAAGCUAAAGCACAAGUAGAGACUGGGACUGAAUUGAUUAAAGGAAAAGAGUCUGGAGAUACACAAAGCGAUCACAACUGUUUGCUGAAAGUGGUAACUUCAGAUGCACCCGCUACUCAAAGAGUUGAAGCUGAGAUGGAAAAGCAAUCUGCAGACGCGGAGAUAUCAACAAAUGGCGAAAAGUCUGUAACAGAAAUGGAAUCGCCAGCCACAUCAAGAACAGAAGAAGUUAUUUUAGAAACUCGGUCAAAUUUGGAUAUAAGGAAACCAUCGGUUGAAUCGCCAGUUGUUGCCAGCGAGGAAGAUGAAACAAUUGUAUCCGAUACAGAAAGCGAUCGUUUACUGCCGAAGCUUAGAAAAACGCCGAAUUUGCGACGUUUGCGAAGAAGUUUUCGGGACACAUUGUUGGCGAAGAAUGCGACGCCGACAAGUACUCGGUUAGCGAGUCCAAUGGCAAAGCAGAAUGCACUUGAGAUUAUUGACAGUCCUUCAAGGAAAACUGCAGAGAAUCAAACCACAGAAAGAGAAACUUUAUUCAGUAAAACACCAGUUAGUAGAACUCCUUUAAGUAGGACUUCUUUUAGAAAGGUGCUGCCGGGUGACAGUCCAACCCCAUUCGAAACUCAGUCAUCAGCGUUGGAAGUUUCUGCUCGAACACCAAUCCCUUCUCCAACGGCCACACCAACUGUUGAACCCAUGGAAGUUCUGGCCACACCGCACUGCAGUCCGCAAAGCCAAGAGGACAACACUCCCGAGUUGAUGCGUAGUUUCUACGAACACUCGUUCAUGAUCAAUAGUCCCUCUGUUUUCAGCGAGGACUUGAGCAGUCCACAAACCAAUGCACAGCAGAAAACAGUUGCUCAGCCAAGCAACAACUCCACCAAAUCCUCGUUUGUCAUCACACCACUUGAGCUGCCGCCCAGCUACGACGAAGUGCUUCGUGGCUGUCGCAAACUCGAUUAUCCUGAGUACACCUUUCAGCAGCCCUUCUACAGCAAUCCCGCGGAUGUGAGCAAAAUGACCGAGGUGGGAUUUCUGGUGCUGCGCAUACCCGGCAACAAGCUCAACGAUCUGGAACCGUUUGAGAGCUGUGUGCUGCCCAGCAAUCGUGGUCUGGCUGCCUGGCGACGCAAGCAACUUCUACAGAUUGGCGGACCUGCAAUAUUGCAACGCUAUAAAACUGCGGGCCAGAUACGCGAAUAUUUUAGCACCGAGAAGCGAAUUGUGAUUGAGCCAGCGUUUAGUGCGCCGAGCAGACAGGAUGCCAAACUCUGGCUGAAGGCACGCGAGCUGCACCAGCAGCGAAAAGGACAUGGCGAAAGAGAGGAGGAGCGAAACGAUGUGGAUAGUCCCAUCAAGAUCAAAAGACAGAAGAUUACCAUGAUGCUGAAUGAGGGCGAUGGUGCUGGGGCAGAUGAGGAUGGCGAACUUGAUUGCAGUGGCAUCAGUCUAACGCCCAUGUCGGUGUCCUUGACACCAGCAUCAAGUCAGCGGCACGCUGUAAGCAACAAAAUGCGCUCUCGACGUGGCACAAAACUGCAGUUCCAGGCAUCAUCUCAGGAUGAACCCCAACCAAGCAGCAGUCAAUCGAGUGAGCAGAGCGUGGCGAGCAGUGCUGCCUUGGAUGCCUUGGAGCGUAGUUCGUUUGUGAGACAGCUGGACAGCAUGAGCGGCGGUCGUAACAGCCAUGAGCUGAGUUUUGGACUCAAUCAGGCGUCGCUGGAUAACACGUUUGGUUUCAAGGUUAAUCUGGAGAAUCUGCAGCAAGCCAAGGCAGACAUUGAGUGCAACUAUUUGACCAUCAUGACGCUGGAAGUAUUUGUGGCGACGCGCGAGGACUUGCAACCUGAUCCGAUGCACGACGAGAUUCGCUGUUUGUUCUAUGCCAUCGAGCACAGUUUGCCGCCAGCGACAGUGGGCGAAACGCUGCCCAGCAAAGCCUGUGGCUACAUUAUCGUUAGCGAUGCCUCCGAUCUGCUAAACGAGGGUCGUCAUCAUGGCCUCGAUGCGGAUAUUGAGCUUCAGGUGGUGCAGAGCGAAGCGCAAGCUUUUGAGGCAUUGUUGGCGCUAUGCACACGCUGGGAUGCGGACAUUUAUGCGGGCUACGAAAUCGAGAUGAGCUCCUGGGGCUAUGUCAUCGAGCGUGCCAAGCAUUUGUGCUUCAACAUUGCGCCGCUGUUGUCGCGUGUGCCCUCCCAGAAAGUGCGCGACUUUGUCGACGAGGAUCGCGAACAGUUCACAGAUCUCGAUGUGGAGAUGAAACUCUGCGGUCGUAUCUUGCUGGAUGUGUGGCGUCUGAUGCGCUCCGAGAUUGCGCUCACAUCGUACACCUUUGAGAAUGUCAUGUAUCACAUCCUGCACAAGCGUUGUCCCUGGCACAGUCCCCGUAUGCUCAGCGAUUGGUUUGCCUCGCCCUGCACUCGAUGGAUUGUCCUGGAGUAUUAUCUGGAACGUGUUCGCGGCACUCUGGCGCUGCUUGGGCAACUGGAUCUCUUGGGACGCACCAGUGAAAUGGCCAAGCUCAUUGGCAUACAAUUCUACGAGGUGUUGUCGCGAGGAUCGCAGUUUCGCGUGGAGAGCAUGAUGUUGCGCAUUGCCAAGCCAAAGAACCUGGUGCCGCUGUCGCCGAGCGUGCAACAACGCGCCCACAUGCGAGCACCCGAAUAUCUGGCGCUGAUCAUGGAACCCGAGUCGCGCUUCUAUGCCGAUCCGCUGAUUGUGCUCGACUUUCAGAGUCUGUACCCCAGUAUGAUCAUCGGCUACAACUACUGCUUCUCCACGUGCCUGGGACGCGUCGAGCAUCUGGGCAGCAGCACGACCUUUGAGUUCGGCGCCUCGCAGUUGCGUGUGUCGCGUCAGCUGUUGCAGCAGCUGCUGGAGCGUAAUCUGGUGACGGUGUCGCCCUGUGGCGUGGUCUUUGUGAAGCGAGAAGUGCGCGAGGGAAUUUUGCCACGCAUGCUGAGCGAAAUUCUGGACACCAGACAGAUGGUCAAGCAAUCGAUGAAGUUGCAUAAGGACAGCUCCGCAUUGCAGCGAGUGUUGCACUCUCGACAGCUGGGCUUGAAGCUGAUGGCCAAUGUCACCUAUGGCUAUACGGCAGCCAAUUUCAGCGGACGCAUGCCCGCCGUGGAAGUGGGUGACUCGGUGGUCUCCAAGGGACGGGAGACACUCGAACGUGCCAUCAAGCUGGUGGAGAUGAAUGAGAAGUGGAAGGUGCGUGUCGUCUAUGGCGAUACGGAUUCGAUGUUCGUGCUGGUGCCAGGACGCAAUCGAGCCGAGGCAUUUCGCAUUGGCGAAGAGAUUGCCCAGGCGGUGACCGAGAUGAACCCACAUCCCGUCAAGCUCAAGCUCGAGAAGGUUUAUCAGCCAUGUCUGCUGCAGACCAAGAAGCGCUACGUCGGCUACAUGUACGAGACGCCCGAUCAAGAGCAACCCGUCUAUGAGGCGAAGGGCAUUGAGACGGUUCGUCGCGAUGGCUGCCCGGCAGUGGCCAAAAUGCUGGAGAAGGUUCUGCGACUGCUGUUCGAGACGGCGGAUGUCAGCCAGAUCAAGCAGUAUGUGUGCCGGCAGUUUACCAAACUGCUAUCAGGACGCGCAAAUUUGCAGGAUCUUAUAUUCGCCAAGGAGUUUCGCGGCCUCAACGGUUACAAGCCAACGGCUUGUGUUCCAGCGCUAGAGUUGACUCGCAAAUGGAUGCAAAAGGAUCCGCGACGUGUGCCACGCCGUGGAGAGCGUGUGCCCUUCUGCAUCAUCAACGGACCGCCUGGCAUGCAGCUCAUUCGCCUUGUGCGUCAUCCGCACGAGGUGCUGGCCCACGAGGGCUACAAGAUCAAUGCCAUCUACUACAUCACCAAGGCGAUUAUACCGCCGCUGAAUCGCUGCCUGCUGCUUAUUGGCGCCGAUGUGAAUGAAUGGUUCAGUAAUCUGCCACGCAAACUGCUGAUGACGCCAGCGAUGUCCACAGCCGGAGAGUUGAUGAAUCGCGGCAGCGCCAAGUCCACCAUAUCGCAGUAUUUCUCGACGACCAACUGCAUCAUCGAUUGUGGCCGCCAGACGAAGGCAGGCAUCUGUUCGGAUUGUGCACGAAAUCCAAGUAAAUGUGUGGUCACAUUGCAUGCUCGGCUGGCACAGCUGGAGCGUGGCUAUCGAUUGACGCAGCAGAUCUGUCAGGCGUGCUGUGGACGACUUGGUGACUUGCAAUGCGGUUCGUUAGAUUGUCCUGUGCUCUAUGUGCUGGAAGUGAAGCGGAGGGAGCUGCAACAAAUGCCACAUAUUCGGCAACAGAUCGAGCAACGAUUUUGAUUUUGAUGUUUCUGUAUAUAUAGGGUGUAUAUAUAUUUUGUAACUUUUUAUUCGACUAAAAAAGUUAAAAUGCCACAAGUUCAUUGUCUGCAGCACAGUUCAUGUAUAUGUAUAUCGCUUAUACGCUACGUAUGCCGAUGUGGUGUGGUGUGGUGUUAAUGUUAAAUGUAUGUUUUUGUGUGUUAUCUUGAUGUAUAUGCUUUGUUAACUAUUGAUAUUUUUGUUUUAUUGAGAGCUGUGUUUUACAUUAAUUAAUAUAUUAUAUGUGGGUGUGUGUGUAUAUGUAUGUGUAUAAUAAUCGCAUGAGGAUGUGCACUUUACAAAUAAUCUAAAAGUUACUUAUGUACGUUGCUUUUAACAAUUUCCAAUGAGUUUUAACCAAAUUAAAUAACAAUCAUCAAUUAAUAAUAUAUUUUAUAUAUGUAUAUAUAACCAUGUACAUAAGAUUUUAUGUGUUCCUGCUCUGUUCUUUUGUUUUCAUUCAAUUUUUGAUCUUUUGAUUCUUUUUUUGUGGUUUUUGCCCUGAUUGCACCUAAACAAUUUGCAAUUGUAUAUGGUUAUUUUUAAAUUGAGCGAGUGUCUUAACAUUUAUUCAAAAAAAGAGAAAAAACAAUAUGAAA